Molecule: messenger RNA, 2801 nt
Organism: Sardina pilchardus (European sardine)
Lineage: Eukaryota; Metazoa; Chordata; Actinopteri; Clupeiformes; Clupeidae
Gene: nipal3
Product: NIPA like domain containing 3
Exons: 11
Coding region: 151-1323 (390 amino acids)
Biological process (GO): magnesium ion transport
Cellular component (GO): membrane
Molecular function (GO): magnesium ion transmembrane transporter activity
Source: RefSeq, a predicted model, not a curated record
AUUCAAUAUGGCGUUUACAGUGUAAACCUACAUGGGUUACGAUUGAGCUCCUCUGUCUGGUGGUUUUCGUUUUUUUGUGACCAAACUUGUAAUGCGCCCGUCUUCAAAGUCUUUCCCUACACUCCAGUAGUCGUUUGCCACCCUAGAAGAAUGGCAACCUUUGCCAAAGAGGAUGGCGGUUUCUCAGAUCCUGUUGACGACGGUCCCCCGUCUUAUACGGAAAACCUCAUUGGGACUCUUCUUGCGAUAUUUGGGAACGUGCUCGUCAGCAUUGCUGUGAGCAUUCAGAAAUAUGGCCAUGUAGUGCUGGCUGGAACCAAAGACCAGCGGGCCUUCUACAGAACCAAGACCUGGUGGUGUGGACUGCUGUUCACCCUACUGGGAGAGGGAACCAUCUUCGCAUCGUACGCCUUCGCCCCUAUAUCGCUCAUAGCGCCUCUCAGUGCAGUCUCCGUCAUCGCGAGCUCCAUCCUUGGCUUUGUAUUCCUGAGGGAGAAAUGGAAGGCUAAGGAGUUUUUAAAGCGCUACAUCUUGUCCUUCCUGGGCUGUGCCCUGACCGCGGCGGGGACGUACCUCUUCGUGACGUUCGGCCCAAACUCCCACGAGAAGCUGAACGCAGAGAACAUCAUUAAGCAUGUGAUUGGAUGGCCCUUCCUGCUGUAUCUGCUUCUUGAAAUCAUCGCCUUCUGUCUGCUGCUCUACUUCUACAAACAGCGCAAUGCCAAUUACCUCAUCAUCAUCCUCAUGCUCGCAGCACUGCUGGGGUCGGUGACGGUGAUCACGGUGAAGGCGGUGUCCGGCAUGGUGGUGCUGAGCAUCCAGGGCUCCAUGCAGCUGGGCUACCCCAUCUUCUACGUCAUGCUCGUCUGCAUGGUGGCCACCGUCAACUUCCAGGCCAGGUUUCUGUCCCAGGCGUCGUGCCUCUACGACUCCUCGUUGAUUGCAAGUCUGAACUACAUCCUGUCCACAACCUUUGCUAUUGUAUCAGGAACCAUUUUUUAUCUGGAAUUUAACCAUGAAGAUAUUCUCCACAUCUGCAUGUUCCUGUUGGGGUGCUUCAUCUGCUGUCUGGGGGUCUUCCUCAUCACCAAGAACCGCAAGAAGGCCAAAGCGUUCGAGCCCUACGUCACCAUGGACAUGGUUCAAGGCGUUCCCACCAUCCAUGACAAGGGCUGGGCAGUCCAACCCGACUACAACGGCUCCUUCUCGUACGGCGCACUGGUCAACAACGACAGCGUUGCCCCAGCAACCCUCCCUGUGAGCCAGGAGCAUGUCACCGUGGUACCCACCCCCCAGAGAAACUCCGAGCUGAAGAGAGACUAACGGGGACCCCCCCCGACGCACCCCACGCAUUCCACACCCCCUCUUCUGGCCACGCCUCAUUUACCCACGGAGCCAAAACAGGUGGAGCCUCCUCAUUACACACACACACACACACACACACACACACACACACCUCUCCUUCCUCACCAGAGACCUCUUCCUCUCAGACAGGAAGCCUUUGUUUUUAUUAAGACGGUUUGAGAAGCAGAAGAUAAACAUGAUGAUGUUGCAAAAGAAUCAGCAAGUCACGUGGAAUACUGUCGUCAUGGUGACUCCAUAUUGUAACGUGCGUGGUAAUGUGCCACCCCCUUAACAAAAAGCGUCGUCUUGCAUCGAGCACUUCCGCUGUCAGACGAGUGCAGAGAAGACUCUUCUCCAGCCCUCACUUCUCGUCUGAUCUGCUGAGCUUCAGGCGCAUUCCCCAUGAACUGCUGACCACACCUGGAUACGACUCCACUCAACCACACCUGGAUACGACUCCACUCAACCACACCUGGAUACUUUACCUCGGCCCACUGGCUGUGAAAAGACUAGCCACUCCAAUAGGGACUGUUGUUUAGUCGUGUCUUUCUUUGUUUUCUCUCUCUCUGUCUCUCUCUCUGAGAUCCUGCUCAUUGUCAGGAACCCUAAAUGUGUUAUUGUAGCUCACCAGGCUGAAAGCUUUGUUGACAUGUGUGGUGUUGUCUUUCCUGUUAAGUUCCUUCAUUGGUAUACAGAAAGACGUUAGACCUUAAGAAAAAAGCUGCUAGCAGGAUCAAAGAUAAACAAAAAAAACAAUACAAACACAGACCUGAGGUGAUCUGUGACAAUAUAGGCAGGGUGACCAAUCAGGCUCUCCGUUGGUAACCAGUGAGAUGUCGGCACACUCCAUGGUACUGCUGAAAAAGAAUGACUUUGAGAUCAAGCCACGUUCCAAAGCAGUUCUGUACUGGGAAAGAUUUCUGUCUCUGGUUUUGUUCUUCUAAUUCAUGUUUGUACAAAAGUCAUAGUAUGUGAACAUGAGGAUCACGGUUACGGAACGGACGAGUUGUUUUUAUAAGUGUCAUUACCCGUGGCUUUUAACGAAGUGCAAAUAGUUCCCAAGACGUUUCCUGUUGAGGCUGUGAGGGAGAAAUGUACUGCUGCGCAUCACUUCUCCAGGAAGUAGUGUUGACCAAUGAAACGCACGCGUGUGUAAAGACUGCCUUAUCCCGGAGGUUCCUCUACUGGACGUCAAUUUAACCUUUGUGGUCUCCAUAAUUUCCAAGUGCCUAGUGCUCUCUGAUUUUCACGUGCGCUCUCAAGUUGUGUAGCUUUUUUCAUGAUGCUGUCUGUCUUAAAGAAAUAACGAUUCCAUGCUUUUGGGAGUGUUUAGCAUGGGUGUUCAGGUACAGAUGAAGACUACUGAAAGCCUUUAAUGAGUAAUACUUGCUGUGUUCAUGGGUUUGGAUUUUAUUGUACUGAUGUCAUAACUGUUGUCAAAUAUUAAUUUAUUACUC